UUUUCAAGCGAGGUUUGUUUAGGUUGACUAAACUGCUACCUCGCUUAAAAGAAAUACAUUUCCCAUAAUGCUUCAAAUCAUCAACUGCGCCUGCUCGUCUUGUAGUCUGGAAAAAUGGCGGCACUCCUGCAACAGGAGUUGGAGGCUUCCGAACUAGCCAAGCUACCAAAAACAAUUCAAAGUAAACUCGAGAAAAUUGUUUGUGAUCUGCGGUAUGAAAUCGAUUCAUUAAAAGCCCAACACGAGCAAUUCCGGGUUGACAGCGAACAACAGUUCUUCGAAAAAGUUAAACAGCUUUCCCAAUGUCAAGAAGACUUUCUGUCUCACACUCAAGAACAUCUUAAACUCAAAGAUGAGUUUAACAGACUUGGUGAGAAUAAUAUAUUUAGGUUUUCUGAUCGGACUCGGACUGAUUCCACUCAUGACUCCACAAUGUUGACCUUUAUUCUUUCUAAAAAGACUGUGCUGUCCAAAGCCAAAGAUGAAUUGGAGGCAGAAAAGCGAGAACUUGUGCGAACACUGGAAAGGAGAUCCUUAGAAGUGGAGAACUUAAAUGAUGACCUGAGGCAACUCAAUGAUAAGUUGGUGGAAGUGAACUCGUCAAAGAUGACCCUGCAGAUGAAGAUGGAUGAUCUCGAAGCAGCUGAAGUCAACAUCAAAUAUAAGGAGAAGCGAAUGGAACAAGAGAAAGAGCUGCUGAACAGCCAGACAGCUUGGCUUAACGAGGAGCUGAAGGCCAAGAGUGAGGACCUGCUGUCCCUGUCCCGGCAGAAGGGUAACGAGAUCCUGGAGCUGAAGUGUUCCCUGGAGAAUAAAGAAGAUGAGAUGAAAAAACUCCAAGUUCAAGUGACCAGUCUGAAGACAUCAAACGAGAACCUUCAGAAACAAAACGAGGAGAUGAUCAGUAAACUCAAAGAAGCCAAGGAGCAACACGCCAACAUGGAGGAGAAGUUACGAAACGAGCUCAAUACCAACAUUAAGCUUUGCAAUUUAUACAAGGGAGCAGCUGCAGAUUCUGAGGCCAAAAGCAAAGAGCUGAGUCAGGCGGUGGAGGAGCUGCACAAGCUGCUGAAAGAUGCCGGUGAAGCCAACAAGGCUUUUGAGGAUAAGUUGCAGGAAAUGAACGGCGUCACAGACAAAACUGUCGGUGAGUUAAAGGACAGGAUCCAGGGCCUUGAGAAGGAGCUGGACAAUGCCAAUGAACUGCUGUCAAGUUCCAAACUUAGAGGCCCUGUUGCCUCAACAUCCAUUCUGACAGAAGAGCAAAUGACAACAAUGUCUCCAACAGCCGCUGCUAUAUCCAAGAUAAAACCUGGUAUGAAGCUGACUGAGUUGUAUACAGCAUACGUGGAGAGCCAGGAGCAGCUGCAGUUGGAGCGGUUGGAGAACAAGCGAGUCAACAAGUAUCUGGAUGACAUUGUGCAGGAAGUGGAAGCGAAAGCCCCCAUCCUGAAAAGGCAGAGCGAUGAGCAUGAGCGCAUGCAGAAAUCAGUGGCCAGCCUUUCUGCCAAGCUGGAGCAGGCUGUUAAGGAGGUUCACCGCCUGCAGAACGAGGCCGACGAGGCCAACAAGCGCUCCUCGGUCCUGGACAGAGACAAUCAGAGAUUUGAGCUUCAGCUCGCUGACAUGGCUCAGCAGGUUCGCGUGCUGCUGAUCGAGCUGGAAGAAGCUCGUGGGAACCACGUGAUUCACGAGGAGGAGGUGAGCUCAGCUGAUGUCAGCAGCACGUCAGAGGUGAUCAGCCAACACUUGGUGACUUUCCGUAGCGUGGAGGAGCUUCAGAAGCAGAACCAGCGUCUUCUCGCGGCCCUCAGAGAUCUCAGUGAAGCCCAGGAGAAGGAGGAGCUUGAGGCUACCGGCAAUAAGCACAGGGAGCUGGAGCAGAGUUUGGAGAAGGCCCAGGCUGAGCUGGAGUCUCUGAGAGAGCAACGCAGCCAGCAGAUAAAGAUGACCGAGUCCAUUGUGAGGCAGAGGGACAUGUACCGAGUCUUACUGGCUCAGGCGACCGGAGUCAACUUCCCACAACAAGGUACACCAUCUGAAGAAUUCUCCCUGACGUCUACCCCACGUCGUUCCCCCGCGGCCACUCCCACCGCAGGAACACCCACCGCUCUUGUUUCCAUGGCCACAGAGUCUGCUGAGGCGUUGGAGGCCAAGGCGGCUCUGCGACAGUUGCAGGAUGUCUUCUCCACCUAUAAGAAGGAGCGUGCGGAGAGCGAGAAGACAAUGACCGAACAGAACGAGAAACUCCAGGAACAGCUCUCGGAGCUCCGCUCCCAGAAUGCCAAGAUAUCCACACAGCUAGAGUUUGCUUCCAAAAGGUAUGAGAUGCUGCAGGACAAUGUUGAGGGCUACAGGAAGGAGAUUGCUUCACUGAGAGAGAAAGGACAGAAGAUGGAGGCUGCCACGCAAAAGCUUGAACAGACCGUCCACACGUUGAAUGAGGAUCUUAAAGAGUCCAAGGAGAAACUCGCCAUGGCUGAGGGCCGCGCUGAGAACUUGCGUAAGGAGAGAGACAUGCUGAAGCUGGUCGAGUCCCGGCUGAAUCAGGAGAAAGAGACGAUUGUGAGCCAGCAGCAGAGCCAAAACCUGCUGCUGACCAACCUCCAGGCUAUUCAGGCGACUCUGGAGCGCUCCGAGGUCGACACACGUCAGCGUCUGAACAGCCAGUUAGAGAAACAGGAGCGAGAGAUCUCGCAGCUACAGAAGAGGCUCGAACAAGAAGUGGAGCAGCGCCACCUGCUCAGCAGAAACCAGGAAAUCCAGUUAAUGGAUGCAAAGAGGCAGUUGGAGGCACAAGUCGCCUUACACCAAAAAACAAAAGAACAACUUAAUGCCGCCGAGUCUGAGCUCAACGCCCUCAGGAUGCAGCAAGGCAGCAUCGAAGGGCGUCACAUCCUGAGCUCCCCCUCUGUUAAACUGGCAGCUGAAGCUCAAGAUAAAUAUGAGCGGGAGAUGAUGCUGCACGCAGCGGACGUGGAAGCCCUGCAGGCAGCUAAAGCCCAGGUCCUGCAGGCUGCAGAGCUCAAACACCAGCUGGGGGAGAGAGAGCAGAGGAUCAGUGCUGAGCUACUGGAGGCCAGAGUGUCAUGGGAGGAGCAAGAGAAGAUCCUCAAGGAGGAGAUGUCCAAGAUGGAGAGCCGCUAUGAGGAGCUGCAAAGGCAGAACACCCUCCUUCAUGAGCAGAUCCAGGCCAUGAGCAGCAAGAUGGCAGAUAAUUUGCAGCGUGCUGCCAGUGAAAGUUCCCUCAACAUAUCUUUGACUGAAGAGGGAAAAUCCCAGGACCAGCUUCUUGAGAUUCUCAGGUUUGUACGUCGGGAGAAGGAGAUCUCAGAGUCUCGUUUUGAGGUCGCCCAAGGGGAGACUUUGCGUUACCGUUUGAGGGUGGAGCAUUUGGAACGAGAGCUGAAGGAGGUGCAGGACAGUUUGAGUGCUGCUCGAGAGAGGAUGCAGGUGACGGCGAAGACCCUGGCUCAGCACGAUGAGCUGAUGAAGAAGACGGAAACGAUGAGCAUCCUAUUGGAGACAAACAAGAGUCUGAGAGAAGAGAGGGAUAAGAUGGAGCAGGAACUGCAGCAAACUCAAGCUAAGGUUGCUCAGAAGGGCCGGGACAGACACAAGAACGGGCUGCAGAAGGAGAUCGAGACCAAAAACCAUGAACUCCAGGAGAAGAUGCGAACCAUCGCACAGAUCAAGAAGAUCGGACGGCGUUACAGGACGCAGUACGAUGAGCUUAAGGUGGCGCACGACAAGCUUGUAGCUGAGGCCGCGGCAGGCCCAUCCCAAGAGGAGGAGGCUCGUCAGGCCUCGGUUCAGGAGCUGCAGAGCCUCAGAGAUUCUCUGAGUCAAGCUGAAGCUCGGAGUGCAGACCUAGAAGGACAGCUGGAGAACAUGAAUAAGGUUGUCACGGAGCGCGAGACCGAUGCACGUAACGCCCAGGAACAAUCAUCUCGGCUGCAGACAGAGCUGACCAGGCUGCGGCAGGAGCUGCAGGAUAAAGCCUCUCAGGAGGACGCGCUCCGACAGCAGAUGGCUGAGAAGGAGGAGAAGACCAGGAAAGCCAUCGUUUGUGCCAAGCAGAAGAUCAACCAGCUCGUGGGCGCUAAAGACCAGUUGCAGAAGGAAAACGAGGAGCUGAAACAGCAGCGCGAGGAGCUGGAGGUGCGAGUGAGCGCUCUGAAGUCUCAAUACGAGGGCCGUCUGAGUCGGCAGGAGCGAGAACUCCGAGAGCUGCGAGGUCAACAGGAGAGACAAGAGCAGCGAGACGAGCCAGCUGAGGCAGGUCCCAGCAAGACCCAAGAGCCGCAGAGGAGCACGGAGCAGAGGCAGAUCAGCCUGAAGACCACUCCAGCUGCAGACAGGGGCAGUGCCAGCACCUCCGAGCCUCCAACCGCCAACAUUAAGCCUACACCUGUAGUUGCUACAGCCAGUAAACAGCCCGUCAACCCAGGGAACAAACCCACUCCGAGAGCAAGCAUCAGGCCCAUGAUCACCCCAGCUCCUGUGCCCACUCCUACGCCCACUGCUACGGUCAUGCCCACCACCCAGGUGGAGACGCAGGAAGUGAUGCAGCCGGCUGAAGGUCCACCAGUGGAGCAUGUGACUGUGUACGGCAGUGCGAGCGGCUCGGUGCGCUCCGCCAGCCCCAAUGUCCAGACGACCUUAGCUAGCCCCAUGCUCACUGUGCAGCAGACUCAGACACAGGCCACCGCAUUCGUUCAACCAACGCAGCAGCAGAGCAUGACCCAUACAGAGCCAGCCAAUCAGGAGCCACCGCCUGUGGCGAUCGAGGCCACGCCUAGCUCGCAGGUGGAGCGGCCGUCGACGUCGUCCUCUGUGUUUGGAACCGUGUCAGCAACACCGGGAACAUCAGCAAUGUCCAAGCGUCCUCGGGAAGAGGAGGAGACCGCCAGCGUGGUCGCUGACACUGAAGCCACUCAGGAGGACACCUCGCGGGCUCCCAUAUCAAAGAAGCUGCGCAUUAUCCAGAGAGUGGGUCCAGAGGAAGAGGUGCUGGCCGAGGAUAGCGCUGAGGCCGAGGGAGUGGUGCCGACAGACAGUCUAGACGGAGAAGGAAGCCAGACCGAGGCGUUUUCCACGCUGGAGGAUGGAGAUGAAGGCUCAGCCUCUCAGUCCCUUACAAUGGAGCAAGAAGUUACCCUGAGCCAAAGCGAGACCACACAACAACUGCAGCAGGAAGUGAUCGUUAUCGUAACGGACACAGAGAGUGACGAAGAACAAGAAGAGGAGGAAGACGAAGACGAAGAGCAGGACUACGAUGACGAGGAUGAAGAAGAUGAAGACGAGGAGGAGGAAGAUGACGAGGAGGAUGAUGAUGACGGAGAGAUGGGAGAGGAAGGAGAGGACAGCAACGAGGGCAGCGGAGAUUGCAACGAGCCCUACGAAGGAGACGACACAGAGGGAGCUGACGUAACGGAGCCGGGCACUGAGACGGAGGAGAGUCUGGGGGCGUCCGACUCCACCCAAAGGCCGGCGGAUUCCCAGACACCCAGCUUUGAGAGCGGCACAAUGGAGGCUUUCUCUGCAGAGCAACCCACAAGCUCUGGUACACGCAUGCCCCAGUCGCCACGGAGACCAGUGCAUCAGCUGCCUUCACAGCGUAUCCCAGUGCGCCGCCAGUCAGUGGGCAGACUUGCUCCCGGUGUGCCGGGCAGCGCUCAGCACUUUUUCGAUGAGGAUGACAGGAUGGUUCCCAGCGCUCCCACUCUGGUGGUGCCUCACCGCUCUGAUGGUUUCGAUCAGGCCAUCCACUCGCCACAGGUAGCUGGCGUGCCGCGCUUCAGGUUUGGCCCUUCAGACGACAUGCCGCAGACCAGCUCUUCCUCACACUCUGAUCUGGGUCAGCUCGCGUCACAAGGAGGUCUUGGGAUGUAUGACAGUCCCCUGUUUUUAGCCACUCACGAGGAGGAGUCUGGUGGACGCAGCGUUCCCACCACUCCGCUACAAGUUGCAGCUCCAGUAACUGUUUUCUCAGAAGUGGCUCAGUCCGACACAGAGCACGCCUCUCAGUCUGUUCCCAUGGUGAGCACAUCAACACCAGGAGCUGCCGGUGCAGGGGAGGAGAGAGACGACGUCUUCCUGGAGCCAGACACUGAUAGGCCCGGUGCCGAAGUGUCGGUGGACCCCGUGGUGUCUCAGGGCGAUAUGGAGGAGUCGAGCCAAGCGUCCGACAAGAGCAGCCUCCCCUCCACCAGCCAGGAGCCUUCCUCCAGCUCUGCAGAUACAAGCAGCGCUCCACCAAAACAGUCUCGGCCCGGGCCCAGCAGACAGCUCCAACGAUGGCCGGACAGCCGCGGCGGCCGCAUGAAGAGAGGAGGUCAAGCUUUUCCUUCAUGGAAACAGGGGAGAAGAUUCGCCCGAUGAAGGAAAAAUCAAAGUGAAGAGCUCAUCGUUCCUUCAGGAAAGCUCAGACGUGAUCAUGUUCUGUUAUGAAGCAUGUUGGGCUUUGAUUUAGUUUCAUUUUGUUAAUGCGAUUAGAUACUUUCUUGUAAUUGUGUCCAUCCUGAUGUGUUUUAUGAUGAUUAUAAUAAACUUACAAAGCGAAAA
Molecule: messenger RNA, 6567 nt
Organism: Neolamprologus brichardi
Lineage: Eukaryota; Metazoa; Chordata; Actinopteri; Cichliformes; Cichlidae
Source: RefSeq, a predicted model, not a curated record